Molecule: messenger RNA, 672 nt
Organism: Fusarium subglutinans
Lineage: Eukaryota; Fungi; Ascomycota; Sordariomycetes; Hypocreales; Nectriaceae
Product: microsomal signal peptidase subunit
Exons: 3
Coding region: 1-672 (223 amino acids)
Biological process (GO): protein targeting to ER
Cellular component (GO): signal peptidase complex; membrane
Source: RefSeq, a predicted model, not a curated record
AUGGCCAACGCCGCUGAAAAGAUCUCGGUCUAUAAUCUUGCUGACCUCAAAAACACAUCCGACGAUGCUAUCCCCAACUACCUGAACUCUCUCAAGUUUCGCCAAUCUCAUACCCUCACCGAUGUCCGCCUUGCGCUCGGAUACACUGCUUUCGGCGUUGCAGCUGCUUGUUUCCUCUGGGACUACAAGCUGGGCUUCGAGAGCACGAAAUACUACACAGCUGCUGCCGUUACGCUCUACACCUUGAUCAAUAGCGCCUUGACACUAUGGAUUAUGUUCCGUGAAAAGGGUGUCGUGUACGAGGGAACUUCACCCUCAGGAGAGAAGAUCUCCAUCAGCAGCUCUACAAAGAAGAACGUCCCCAUCUACAACCUCACUAUUACCGUCACCGAUAAGAACUCGAAAUCCACUGUUCACAAAAUCUCCAAGCCUUUCAGCGGCUGGUUCGACCAGACUGGCCAAUUUGUUGCUGUUCCCUUCCAGGAGCUGCUCGCAAACUCAGUACCUUUGAUCGGCAAGCGGGACCCCAAGCGUGUCGCCGUCUCUAAGGAGUUGUUGGAUGCCAGCCCUGAUGUUCUCGAUGCUAUUCUGGCUGCCAACGCCACUGGUGCUGAGGCCGCGUCCACACCAGAAGUAACUGAGAAGAAGGGUGGUAAGCGACGCAAGGCGUAA